AUGCCAAUCGAUGGUAUUAUUCUUGGUUGUGGUGCUAGUGGUGCUGCUGGUGGCAAUGAUGGUGGUUGCGGUGGUUGCGGUGGUGGCGGUGGUGGUUCUGCAACUCCUAGAGAUGCAUCGUGUGAACUCGUCGCUUCGGGAAGUGGAUUUCCGCUCAUCAUUCCUUGA
Messenger RNA from Gongylonema pulchrum, 168 nucleotides. NCBI's taxonomy places the organism in Eukaryota, Metazoa, Nematoda, Chromadorea, Rhabditida, Gongylonematidae. The record is from the annotation of a GenBank genome assembly.